This is a messenger RNA of Melopsittacus undulatus (budgerigar), 4238 nucleotides long. It is a transcript of the gene HCN4, whose product is annotated as hyperpolarization activated cyclic nucleotide gated potassium channel 4. The record is from RefSeq and is a predicted model, not a curated record. The coding region runs from base 1 to 3627 and encodes 1208 amino acids. The transcript has 8 exons. Gene Ontology annotation, molecular function: voltage-gated potassium channel activity. Gene Ontology annotation, cellular component: membrane; dendrite; HCN channel complex. Gene Ontology annotation, biological process: potassium ion transmembrane transport; sodium ion transmembrane transport; regulation of membrane depolarization. Lineage: Eukaryota; Metazoa; Chordata; Aves; Psittaciformes; Psittaculidae.
AUGGACAAGCUGCCCCCCUCCAUGCGGAAGAGACUCUACAGCUUGCCCCAGCAGAUAGGACCCAAGGCGUCGAUCAUGGAUGAGGAGGAAGACAGCGACAAGGACACCCGGAGGAAAAGCAUCAGGCUGAAGCCACUGCCUUCGCCCUCUGCUGGGAGCACCCGGGCUCUCGGGGGAGACCCUGGCCGAGGGGGUGACCCCGGCCUCGUGGAGACAGAGGCGGGCAGCAAGGGUGCCAAGACCAGCACCAACGGGGACUGCCGCCGCUUCAAAGGGAGCCUGUCCUCGCUGACCAGCAGGCACCUCCACGACACGGCUGAGGAGAAGAGGCUGAUCGGCGGUGAAGGGGAUCCGGCCUCCCCCAGUGAGGACAAGAGCCCCCCUGGCAGUUUGGAGCUGGAGCAGGGACUGCCAGCGCCUCCUCCGCCAGCGUCCCCCCCGGAGCUCCAGCAGCAGCCCCCCCGGGCUUGCUCCUCUACCUCCAUCAAAGUGGAAGGAGGUGGAGGGUGCGACCAGAUCACCCCAGAUGAAGAGCAGAGGCUGGGCCAAGCCGGUUUCAUGCAGAGGCAGUUUGGGGCCAUGCUCCAGCCGGGGGUCAACAAAUUCUCCUUGAGGAUGUUUGGCAGCCAGAAGGCCGUGGAGAGAGAGCAGGAAAGGGUUAAAUCUGCUGGGUUCUGGAUCAUCCAUCCCUACAGCGACUUCAGGUUUUAUUGGGAUUUGACCAUGCUGCUCCUGAUGGUAGGGAACCUGAUCAUCAUCCCUGUGGGCAUCACUUUCUUCAAGGAUGAAAACACUACGCCGUGGAUUGUCUUCAAUGUGGUUUCGGACACGUUCUUCCUCAUCGACCUUGUCCUCAACUUCCGAACUGGGAUUGUGGUGGAGGACAACACAGAGAUCAUCCUAGACCCACAGAGGAUCAAGAUGAAGUACCUGAAGAGCUGGUUUGUGGUGGAUUUUAUCUCCUCCAUCCCUGUGGACUAUAUCUUCCUGAUAGUUGAAACCCGCAUUGACUCGGAGGUGUACAAGACAGCCCGGGCGCUGCGCAUCGUGCGCUUCACAAAGAUCCUCAGCCUCCUGCGGCUGCUGCGGCUCUCCCGCCUCAUCCGCUACAUCCACCAGUGGGAGGAGAUCUUCCACAUGACCUAUGAUCUGGCCAGUGCAGUGGUGAGGAUUGUGAACCUGAUUGGGAUGAUGCUGCUGCUGUGUCACUGGGAUGGCUGCCUCCAGUUCCUCGUGCCCAUGCUGCAGGAUUUCCCUGACGACUGCUGGGUGUCCCUCAACCGCAUGGUGAACGAUUCCUGGGGGAAGCAGUAUUCCUACGCGCUGUUCAAGGCCAUGAGCCACAUGCUGUGCAUUGGCUAUGGGCAGCAGGCACCCGUUGGCAUGUCAGACGUGUGGCUCACCAUGCUGAGCAUGAUUGUGGGAGCUACCUGCUACGCCAUGUUCAUCGGCCACGCCACCGCCCUCAUCCAGUCGCUGGACUCCUCACGGCGGCAGUACCAGGAGAAGUACAAACAAGUGGAGCAAUACAUGUCAUUCCACAAGCUCCCUGCAGACAUGCGGCAACGCAUCCAUGACUACUAUGAGCACCGCUACCAGGGGAAGAUGUUUGAUGAGGAAAGCAUCCUGGGAGAGCUGAGCGAGCCCCUCCGGGAGGAAAUCAUAAACUUCAACUGCAGGAAGCUGGUGGCUUCUAUGCCCCUCUUUGCCAAUGCAGAUCCCAACUUUGUGACAUCAAUGUUGACCAAGCUGCGGUUCGAGGUAUUUCAGCCAGGGGAUUACAUCAUCCGGGAAGGCACCAUUGGCAAGAAGAUGUACUUCAUCCAGCACGGGGUGGUGAGCGUCCUCACCAAAGGCAACAAGGAGACCAAGCUGGCAGAUGGCUCCUACUUUGGAGAAAUCUGCCUGCUGACACGGGGCCGGCGCACAGCCAGCGUGCGAGCAGACACCUACUGCCGCCUCUACUCCCUCUCCGUGGACAACUUUAAUGAGGUGCUGGAGGAGUACCCCAUGAUGCGGCGAGCAUUCGAGACAGUGGCUCUGGACAGGCUGGACAGAAUCGGCAAGAAAAAUUCCAUUCUGCUGCACAAAGUCCAGCAUGACCUCAAUUCGGGUGUUUUCAACUACCAGGAGAAUGAGAUCAUCCAGCAGAUCGUGCAGCAUGACAGGGAAAUGGCACACUGUGCUCACAACGUCCAGGCUGCCGCUGCUGCCGCCGCCUCCACUCCCACCCCUGUCAUCUGGACCCCACUGAUCCAGGCACCCCUGCAAGCUGCAGCAGCCACCACUUCUGUCGCUAUAGCUCUGACCCACCAUCCACGCCUUCCAGCAGCCAUCUUCCGUCCUCCCGUGUCCGUCCUGGGCUCCUUGGGACAGCAAUCCAACCAGACUCCAAGACAGCUAAAACGAAUCCAGUCUCUAAUCCCGUCCACGGGUCCUUCUGCCGUUGGCUCUCCUUCCAGUACUCUGUCCCAGCUGCAUACCCCAGGAGCAGAAACCCCUUCCUCCUCCUCCUUCCACAUCCAGCAGCUUGCAGGAUUCUCAGCAGCUGCUGGCUUAGGCCAGUUCCAGGUGGGGUCCCCUCCAAGCGGCUCAAGCCAGCCGGGUUUGAGCAGCACAUCCACAGCGGGACUGAGCCAGUUCCAACAUGGGAAUUCUGGAUCACCCUUAGGUACAGCUCAGUCCAUGCAGCAGCCACAGCAGCAGCAGCAGCAGCAGCCAGCCCUUUCCAGCAGUGGAUUUGGGCAUUUCCAGCAAGCCACAACUGGAUCACCGUCAACAUCUCUCACCCAGCUCGCAUCAAACUCACCCCCCAGUCUUCUCAACCAGUUCCAGCCCACCACAAGACCACUGCAGGGGGGACAGUUACAGCAGCUCUCGGGCAGUGGGACUUUGGGAGGAAUGAAUCACUUCCAGCCCCCUCCUUCUUCCAACUCUCCAUCUUCCAGCCUAAGCCAGCUGGCACAGGUCUCUGGUGGGCCGUCCUCAGGUCUGUGCCAAACACAUCCAAGUGCAUUAGGAUCUUUAACUGGAACAAUAGCCCAGCUCCACCAAGAACGGCCACCUUUUGCCUCCAUGUCUCCACUACAACAGUCUGGUGUCGCCUCUCCCUGUUACACCCCUUCUGGCCUUAGUCCUCCUAGUCAGAGCCCAGUAGCAACAAGAACUUUUCAGUGUGGCCCUUCCGGGUCCUCAGGCUCUCACAGCUCUUUGCUCCUGCCUCAGACCGCCAGCCCACCUUCGCAGAUCCUGCAGGCCAAGAGCACACCGCCGGUGCCGCCGGGACGUCUGAACCAGGACAUCAAGUUGAUUUCUGCUUCCCAGCCAUCGUUGCCCCAAGAGCUGGCUCAGACACUGAGCCAAAGCUCUCAUUCCUCUAGAGAAUCCAUUUCCAGCUUCUCUCCUUUCCCUGGUGGAGGGACUGGACCUCUUGGGAAGCCUUGUAGCUCAAUUCCUGGGCGUGUGACUUUACCGCGUCAGCUGUCCUCAGGUUCUUUACCCCAUCCGCUGGUGUUUGGGGCCAGCACUGCAGGCGCUGCUUCUCUGACUGCUGGUGGGAGGAAAGAAUCCAUAGUGCUCACAGGGGACCUGGAACCUGUCAGAUCCAAAUUGCCCUCCAAUUUGUGAGGACUCCUUCUGAGAGCUGGUUAUGUCAGCCCUGCAGUUCAGUUCCUGAUGAGACUUUCAUGAAUCAUGUUUUCCUUUUCUUCUCCCCCUCCUUCCCAUUGCUUUUUCUCCACUUCUUUUGUUUAGGUUUAACUGUGAUUAGAAACAAAAAUCACACGAAAAAGAACAAAAAAAAAGAUAGCCAGGUAUUCUUAGAGCUAUAGAUUUUUGGUCACUUGAUUUUAUAGAAUAUUUUAAUACAUGGAACAAAAGGAUAUGAGUAAAUUUAAUCCAACAAGGUAACACACAGACAAGGUGUGUGCCUGAGCUGGAACAUAUGAAUGCUCAGCCAUAGAGGCCACCAAAAAAAGGUUUUCCUGUUGAGACAAAGAUCCAAGGUUGAUGUGAGCCAUAAAAGGGAACAUCUUGUCAGGCCUGUAGCUGGUGAUUUUAAGACAGCUCUGCUUGGCCUCAGCUUGGCAUCGCUUUGAAUCUGAACCUGACCCAAAGCACCUAGUCAUAGGGGACUUGGAUGGGCCCUGUGAGCAUCAAGUUUUGCUUCCUUCCAGGUUCCCCCCCUGAUCAGCAGGCUGCAGAAUAAGCAAGAAGAGGGGGAAUUUCAGCAGCAUAGU